Trichogramma pretiosum is the source of this 3566-nucleotide messenger RNA. It is a transcript of the gene IleRS-m, whose product is annotated as isoleucine--tRNA ligase, mitochondrial. The transcript is spliced from 13 exons. Lineage: Eukaryota; Metazoa; Arthropoda; Insecta; Hymenoptera; Trichogrammatidae. Bases 391 to 3294 code for a protein of 967 amino acids. Gene Ontology annotation, biological process: isoleucyl-tRNA aminoacylation. The record is from RefSeq and is a predicted model, not a curated record. Gene Ontology annotation, cellular component: cytosol. Gene Ontology annotation, molecular function: isoleucine-tRNA ligase activity; aminoacyl-tRNA deacylase activity; tRNA binding.
UCUUUAAAUCCAUACUUUUUUCAAUUUAUCGUUAAUGAUGUGAACACAUCUAAUUCUUUUUAACUUGAACAAAUCAUACAAAUAGAAAAAUAUUACUCUCACACAUUUACAAAUUUUUGUCAACGUUCUAAUUGUCGCGCCCAUCAUGAUGACGGCGCCUUUGCGCAGCUGCACACUUUGAACUAACCAAAAAUAUAUUGACUUUGAAAAACUCACAUCUUUGUACAUCACCGGUCAAUGGUCUUAAAAUAAGUUUAAUUUUUAUCAGAGUCGCGUAAAUAUAAAAAUGGGGAAAAUUAAUAUUAUUUGACAUAAUGAAGAGUGGUCUGUUCAUUAAAUGGAUGACGUAACAAUAUUAAUUCCCCAAAAGCAAAAUAAUACGAUCUCAUUAUGACGAAAUCUUUAAAAAGAUUUAUUAAUAUAGGUAACAUCCUAUAUUACAGGCAAUCGCAAAUGCAAUGUCGAGUUUUUUCGUCUCAAAAAGAAAAAUUUGUUGAAAAGCGAUACAGUGACACUGUAAUUUUGCCAAAGACUAACUUUCAAGCUAAAAUACAUGGCAAAAAAAGAAUCGAAAUGGAUCAGUACAUAAAAGAUAAAUGUGGAUUUUCUGAACUAUACAAUUGGCAAAGAGCAAAUUUGAAAGGUCCUGAUUUUGUAUUACACGAUGGUCCUCCUUAUGCUAAUGGUGAUCCUCACAUGGGUCACACAAUCAACAAAAUUCUCAAAGAUAUUACAAUCAGGAGCAAAGUUAUCAAAGGUCAAAGAGUUCAUUAUAUCCCUGGAUGGGAUUGUCAUGGGCUACCUAUUGAAUUAAAAGCUUUGAGUAGUACUAAAAAAAAUAAUUAUUCAGAUCUAUCCCCACUUCAGAUAAGAGCUCAAGCUAGAAAAUUUGCCGAAGAAGCUAUUUGUAAGCAGCGUCAAAUAUUUGCAUCAUGGGGCAUUAUGGCUGAUUGGAAAGAUACUGGUUGCUAUUUUACUUACAACCCUGACUAUGUUAAAAAUCAAUUUCGUCAGUUUUACAAUUUAUAUCAGAAAAAUCUAGUUUAUAGAGAUUUUAAGCCUGUUUAUGUAUCUCCAUCCACAAGAACAGCUCUUGCUGAAUCUGAAUUAGAAUAUAAAGAUGAUCAUCAAAGUUUAUGUGCAACUGUUAGAUUACUUUUAGUUGAUUUGCCAGAAAAACUUGCUUCAUUUGGAGAUAAACCUAUCUAUGCACUUACAUGGACAACUACUCCAUGGACAUUAGUUGCCAAUCAAGCUUUGUCUUAUUGUUCAAAUGCCAAGUAUUGUUUAGCAAAAGAUUAUAGCUCUAAUUUAUACAUAUUGGCAAGUGACUUAAUUACAUCAAACCAGGAAAAAAUUGGUCCAUUAAGUGUUUUAAAAACAUUUAUGGGUUACGAACUUUUUGGAACAACAUAUGCACAUCCAAUCACAGGUGAAGUCUUACCUUUCUUAGCUGGGAAUCAUGUUAAUACUGAACAAGGCACAGGUCUAGUUCACACUGCUCCUGCUCAUGGUCAAGAAGACUUCCUUGUUGCGCUAGAAAAUAAAAUAGCCAUCAAAUCUUUUGUCAACGAAGAUGGUAAAUAUAAUGCUCAAGCUGGACCUGACUUUGAAGGUAUAAGUGUAUUAGAGCAAGGUACCAAUGCAGUAAUAGCUAAGAUUGGUCAAGAUAUUUUAAAUACAGAAACUAUUACUCAUAGUUACCCUUAUGACUGGAGAACAAAAAAACCUGUUAUUGUUCUUGCUAGCUAUCAAUGGUUUAUUGACACUAAUUCAAUAAAAGAUAAAGCCAUUGAAUGUGUUCAAAAAAUUAAUAUUUAUCCUGAACAAAAUAGGGUUUCUUGGAAAAAUGCUCUAGUUUCGCAGUUGCAAAAGCGACCUUACUGGUGCAUUUCCAGACAAAGAGUUUGGGGUACGCCAAUACCAGUUUUAUUUUAUAAAGGAACCAACAAAGUUUUCAUUUCAGGCAAAUGGAUUGAUCGCUUGGAAAAAUUAGUAAAUAAAUACGGUAAUGAAUUUUGGUGGGAAUUACCAAUAGAGAAACUUUUAGGUCAAAAACUUAUUGCAGAAUUAAAUGUGGAGCCUUCUUCUUUGGAAAAAGGAAAUGAUAUUUUAGAUAUUUGGUUUGAUAGUGGUGUGUCUUGGUCUACUGUUUUAACAAAUAAAAAAGCAAAUCUUUAUAUGGAAGGAAUGGAUCAAUUUAAUGGUUGGUUUCAGUCGUCUCUCCUUACAUCUGUUGCAUUACAAGAAUGUUCACCUUACGAUGAUUUAUUUGUUCAUGGAUUUGCUGUAGAUGAUAAAAAUAACAAAAUGUCUAAAUCAAUUGGAAAUGUCAUAAACCCAGAACUCAUUACUAAAGGUGGAAAAGAUAUUAAUAAAAAUCCAGUUUAUGGCAUUGAUGUCUUGAGGUGGUGGGUAGCAAGUCAUGGAACUCAACAUACUUUGAUACCAAUGAAAAAUACUCUGCUUCAAGGGAGCGCUGAUACCAUCCAUAAAUUUCGUUUGGUUUUUAAAUUUCUUUUAGGUGCCUUGCAAUCUAACUAUGAAAUAAAAAAUUCAAUGGUAGAGCCUCAGUAUAAAUACCUAGAUAAAUACAUGCUGUAUCAGCUUUAUCAUUAUCACCAUAAUAUACAAUCAAUGUAUGAAAAAUAUCAAUAUCACAAUGUCAGCCGCACUAUUGUAAAUUUUAUUACAAAUGAUGUUUCUGCAAUUUACUGUCAUCUUAUAAAAGAUAGAAUUUACUGUGAAAAAUCAGAUUCUCCCUAUAGAUUGGGAGCUUUAGAUGUUAUUGCAAUUGCUUUAGCAAUAACUGUCAGAUCGAUAGCACCUAUUCUUCCACAUCUUGCUGAAGAAAUUUGGCUUCAUCACCCAGAAAAUCUAACAUCAGUGCCACUUUUUCAUGUAAAACAAAAUAUUAUGGAAAGCUGGAAUAACUCAGAAGCCAAAAUUAUUGUUGCCAGAGCAUUAGACUUGAAGAAUGAAAUCAACAAAAUAAUAUCGUUUGAUAAACACAUGAAUAAUCCAUGGUUACUAAAGGCUACUGUAGAAGUAAAUUCAGAGGAUUAUAAAUUAUUAUCUAUGCUGCAAAACUCAGAAACAUCAUGUGUAUCUGAAUUAUGUGAUAUCUGUCAACUUUCUUCAAUUACUCUCCUGAAAAACAAUUCAAUCAAAAGUAUGAACGUAACUUUGAAUAAAAUAGAAAACCAACAUCUAUGUAAAAGAUGUAGACGUUAUCCUGAAUCAGGAAAUGAAGAAAUAUGUAAUCGUUGUUCAGAAAUUUUGUGCAGCAUAUAACUAACUAUGACAUGAUACUAAUAUUAAGAAAAAAAAUUUUUGUGAAAAAAAUAGGCUUUUGACACGUAGUAAUCAAACGAUGUUAGGUAAUUUUCAUUUAUUAGUACUGAUGAAUUUAUUUUUUAAUAAUUAUGAUUGCUGAAAAUAAUUUCAAAAGUGAAUUGAAAGCAAAAUUAAUUCUUUGGUUUGACAUUUUACCACCUUUUUUCCACCUUUAUCAUGUAAUUAAAGAUACUACUGUACAUAUUGUAAUAAAAUGAUCAUUCUUUAAU